This is a messenger RNA of Clunio marinus, 228 nucleotides long. The record is from the annotation of a GenBank genome assembly. NCBI's taxonomy places the organism in Eukaryota, Metazoa, Arthropoda, Insecta, Diptera, Chironomidae.
AUGAAAGCGAGUAUUGUUGGAAGUGAAAGUACUUCUUUAUACAAUGUCGCCAAUGAGUUCUUAAAUAGAUCUUUAAGGUUCACUGAAACCAGGAAACUAACGGAUGCAAUGCAAGUGCUAAUUGAUGAAUCCAUAACUCAUUCUACAGCAAACAAAAUCUUUUUUAAAAUUUAUACAUUGAACCGUGGAUUGAACGCUGUUUUGCUUUCAAAAAUAAAAAAAAAGUGA